Messenger RNA from Theobroma cacao (cacao), 2020 nucleotides. Its product is annotated as beta-glucosidase 11-like. Gene Ontology annotation, molecular function: beta-glucosidase activity. NCBI's taxonomy places the organism in Eukaryota, Viridiplantae, Streptophyta, Magnoliopsida, Malvales, Malvaceae. The record is from RefSeq and is a predicted model, not a curated record. Gene Ontology annotation, biological process: carbohydrate metabolic process.
GAGUGGAGCUUGGGACAGAAAGCGUCACCUCAUGCAUUCGAGCCUGGAAUAAUCCAAAAGGCAGGAACCCCAAAAAGAAAAAUGGACUAAACAGAACAGGAAAGGCGACAAAUCGCUUAUUAUUGUGCGGGGAAAAAGGUGACAAAUCGCCUAUUAUUUUACAUAUCUUUAAACGGAUGGCCAUGAUGGAUGAGCAUAUCAUAUCAGUGAUGGAAAAUAAUUAAGUGGAGCCAACAAGUAGACAAGUCCUAUGGUAGCCGUUCCUUUCCAAAAUCAAGAUACAAGUGGAAGAAUAGAAGUUUGUUGGUUUCACUUUUGAGCUGAAUAACAACAUGGAAGCUGCAAAAUCAGUUUUGGGUUUAAGCUUGUUUUUGAUUUUCCAGUUAAAUUUGGUAGUCUCUGCUGCUGAUAUAUAUAGCAGAAAUGACUUCCCACCAGGCUUUGUUUUUGGUGCAUCAACUUCAGCUUUUCAGUAUGAAGGUGCGGCUACUGAAGAUGGGAGGACACCCAGUAUAUGGGACAAUUUUACUCAUCCUGGGAAUAUGCAUGGAGCCAAUGCAGACAUAGCAUCUGAUGGGUAUCACAAGUACAAGGAAGAUGUUCAACUCAUGGCACAUACAGGCUUGGAUGCCUAUAGAUUUUCCAUUUCGUGGUCCAGACUCAUCCCAAAUGGAAGAGGACCUGUCAAUAUGAAGGGCUUGCAAUACUACAACAAUCUCAUUAAUGAACUAAUCAGAAAUGGAAUUCAACCACAUGUUACAUUACUUCACGCUGAUCUCCCACAGGCACUUGAAGAUGAAUAUGGAGGAUGGAUUAAUCGGAAAAUUUUGAGGGACUUUACAGCAUAUGCAGAUGUAUGCUUCAGAGAGUUUGGUGAUAGGGUUUUACAUUGGACUACUCUAAACGAGCCCAACGUGUUUGUAUUAGGAGGCUAUGACAUUGGAUUUCUACCACCUCAAAGAUGCUCUGCCUCUUCUCCACUCAAUUGUUCGAAAGGCAACUCAUCAACUGAACCAUAUAUGGCAGCUCAUAAUAUCUUACUAGCACAUGCAGCUGUGGCAAAGUUAUACAAGAAACAAUAUCAGGACAAGCAACAUGGAUUUAUAGGGCUGAACCUCUGCAGCUAUUGGUUUGUUCCUUUAACAAACACAACUAAAGAUGUAAUUGCAACUCAAAGAGCCAAUGAUUUCUAUAUUGAUUGGUAUAUGCAUCCCCUGGUAUAUGGAGACUAUCCCAGCUCGAUGAAGAAGGUUGCUGGUUCGAGGAUGCCACCCUUCAGCAAUUAUGAAUCUAAACAGGUCAAAGGUUCAUUUGAUUUCAUUGGGCUGAACUUUUACCUCACAAUGUAUGUUAAGGACUAUCCUAGCAGCUUAGAGAUGGAGCACAGAGAUGUUUUGGCAGAUAUGGCACUAGAACUACUGUUGUUCCAAUAUAAUGCAUCAACAUUUGAGUAUCCUAUUUUACCUUGGGGACUCAAAAGGUUUCUAGAGCAUUUCAAGGAAGCUUAUGGAAACCCUCCUAUUUACAUCCAUGAGAAUGGUCAACGAACGAGACGCAAUUCUUCAUUGGAAGACUGGCCAAGGGUGAAAUAUUUGAAUGCAUACAUUGGAAGCGUGCUUGAUGCCAUAAGGAAUGGGUCGAAUACGAGAGGCUAUUUCACAUGGUCCUUCGUGGAUGUAUUUGAAAUGUUGGAUGGCUAUGAAUCAAGCUAUGGCCUGUAUUAUGUAGAUAUGGAUGAUCCAGAUUUGAGAAGGUAUCCUAAACUUUCUGCUAAAUGGUAUUCUGAGUUUUUGAAGGGAAAAAGCAUGGACCGUAAUGGAGUGAUUCAGCUCAAUGAUACGUCCUUUUUGGAUGCACAAUUCACGCAUUAAUUUGUACCCUUGAUAUCUACAUACGUUAAAAGCCCUUAGUAAUGUGGUGUUAUAUUUGUUCCACCACUUGCACUUCCUUAUAUAUUUUCAUGUAAAGACCUGAACAAGGAUAGAGUACAUAUGGAUAUUCAUGCUUACUGCUCCAUCCA